Molecule: messenger RNA, 3429 nt
Organism: Oncorhynchus masou masou (cherry salmon)
Lineage: Eukaryota; Metazoa; Chordata; Actinopteri; Salmoniformes; Salmonidae
Product: magnesium transporter protein 1
Exons: 10
Coding region: 62-1045 (327 amino acids)
Cellular component (GO): oligosaccharyltransferase complex
Source: RefSeq, a predicted model, not a curated record
UAGGAAUGUAACAGCGAAUCCGUGGCCAGACGACUGACGGAUAGCGCCUCUGUGAAAUAGAAUGAACAUGUAUCUAACUGUGUUGUUGUUGGUGUUGACUUUAUAUGGUGUCCCUUCAACCGGACAAAAGAAAAAGGAGACCCUGCUCUCUGAGAAGGUAGGUCAGUUGAUGGACUGGACAGGGAGAAGAGCUGUGAUCCGUAUGAACGGGGAGAAGUUCCGUCGCUUUGUGAAGGCUCCUCCCAGGAACUACUCUGUGGUCAUCAUGUUCACCGCCCUGCAGCCACAGAGACAGUGUGGUGUCUGCAAACAGGCUGACGAGGAGUACCAGAUCCUAGCUAAUUCCUGGCGUUACUCCAGUGCCUUCACCAACAAGGUCUUCUUCGCUACCGUCGACUUUGAUGAAGGAUCUGACGUCUUUCAGAUGUUGAAUAUGAACUCGGCUCCCUCCUUCAUCCAUUUUCCUGCUAAAGGGAAGCCUAAGAAGUCUGACUCCUAUGAGCUGCAGGUCAGAGGCUUCGCUGCAGAACAACUGGCCCGCUGGGUUGGGGACCGCACUGACGUACAGAUCCGUGUGAUCCGUCCUCCUAACUAUGCGGGGCCGUUGAUGCUGGGAUUCCUGCUGGCAGUGAUAGGAGGACUGGCUUACCUCCGCAGAAACAACCUGGAAUUCCUCUACAACAAGAACGUCUGGGCCUUCUCUGCUCUGUGUUUCUGCCUGAUCAUGACUUCAGGUCAGAUGUGGAACCACAUCAGAGGACCUCCCUACGCCCACAAGAACCCCACCACUGGACAAGUGAGUUACAUCCACGGCAGCAGUCAGGCCCAGUUUGUAGCAGAAACUCACAUCGUGCUGCUCUUCAACUCUGCUGUUACCAUGGGGAUGGUGCUGUUGCACGAGGCUGCCACGUCAGAUAUGGACAUUGGCAAGAGGAAAAUCAUGUGUGUAGCAGGGAUCGGUCUGGUGAUGCUCUUCUUCAGUUGGCUGCUGUCCAUCUUUAGAGCUAAAUACCAUGGAUACCCUUACAGUUUCCUGUUGAGUUAGAGAGCUGGGAGGAAGAAGCCUGGAAGUUCCAAAGUGCCUCGGACGCCUCACACCACAACACAACAACAACAACACAACACACCACAACACACCACAACAACAACACACAACAACACACAACAACACACACCACCACAACACCACAACACAACAACACACCACCACAACACACCACAACAACACACCACAACAACACACCACCACAACACAACACCACCACAACAACACAACAACAACAACAUAACACAACACCACAACAACGACACACCAUCACCACAACACCACAACACCACAACACACCACCACAACACAACAACACAACAACACAACACCACAACACACCACCACAACACAACAACACAACAACACAACACCACAACACACCACCACAACACACCACAACACCACAAUAUAACACCACCACAACACACCACCACAACACACCACCACAACAACACAACACCACAACACAACAACAACACACCACAACACCACAAUAUAACACCACCACAACACACCACCACAACACACCACCACAACAACACAACACCACAACACAACAACAACACACCACAACACCACAAUAUAACACCACCACAACACACCACAACAACACACCACAACUCAACAACACCACAACACACCACAACAACACACCACAGAAACACACCACAACAACACAACACAGCAACACACCACAACAACACACCACAACUCAACAACACACCACAACUCAACAACACACCACAACACACCACAACAACACACCACAACAACACACCACAACAACACAACAACACAACACAACAACAAACCACAACAACACAACAACACACCACAACAACACACCACAACACCACAGCAACACACCACAACAGCACACCAAAACAACACAACAACACCACACUACCACAACAACACACCAACACAGGACAACAACACACAACGACACACCACAAGAACACACCAGAACACACCACAACAACACAACAACCCACCACAACAACACACCACCACAACAACACAACGCACAACCCACCACAACAACCCACCACAACAACACACCACCACAACAACACAACGCACAACCCACCACAACAACACACCACCACAACAACACACCACCACAACAACACAACGCACAACAACACACCACGACAACACACCACAAGAACACACCAGAACACACCACAACAACACAACAACCCACCACAACAACACACCACCACAACAACACACCACGACAACCCACCACAACAACACAACAACCCACAACAACCCACCACAACAACACACCACCACAACAACACACCACGACACACCACCACAACAACACACCACCACAACAACACACCACCACAACAACACACCACCACAACAACACAACACACAACAACACACCACAACAACACACCACGACAACACACCACAACAACAUAACACACCACACUACAACACACUGUUCAUCUGGCUUUGGCUUUAUCUCCUCUGUUACUAGAAACUACCAGGAAGACAUUGUUUACAAUGACAUUUACAAAGUUCAGACUGUCUUUUUAUAAAUAAAUAAAAUAGAUAUGAAGGUGACCUUUGACACCAGAUUGGUCAUAACAGCCAGUACUACCUACAGUAUGGUGGUGAUGAUGUUCUACCUACAGUAUGGUGGUGAUGAUGUUCUACCUACAGUAUGGUGGUGAGGAUGUUCUACCUACAGUAUGGUGGUGAGGAUGAAUAACCUACAGUAUGGUGGUGAUGAUGUUCUACCUACAGUAUGGUGGUGAUGAUGUUCUACCUACAGUAUGGUGGUGAGGAUGUUCUACCUACAGUAUGGUGGUGAUGAUGUUCUACCUACAGUAUGGUGGUGAUGAUGUUCUACCUACAGUAUGGUGGUGAUGAUGUUCUACCUACAGUGUGGUGGUGAGGAUGUUCUACCUACAGUAUGGUGGUGAUGAUCCUUAUCCUCCAUUUCCUCUAUGUAGAUAGAACAUCCUUAUCCUCCAUUUCCUCUAUGUAGAUAGAACAUCCUUAUCCUCCAUUUCCUCUAUGUAGAUAGAACAUCCUUAUCCUCCAUUUCCUCUAUGUAGAUAGAACAUCCUUAUCCUCCAUUUCCUCUUUCUACAUGGAGGAUAAGGAUGUUCUGUCUACAUAAAGGAAAUGGAGAUAUUGGUGUACAUUAUUUGUACUGGUCAAUGCAUCUAAAGCAUUAUGGUUCUACACAUGUUGUACCGGUGUUGAUGAUCAGUACAGACUGGGUUAGAGAAAGAAGAGGGUCUGUAACUGAGUGUUGGUGUAUGGAGGGUUAUGUGAUAUCUGACUGAGCUGCUGUAUGUCUCUGUCUGUCUCAGGUGGUGAUGAUGCUUGUUGCCAUUAAAGUGCCUUAAUGACUA